This is a messenger RNA of Python bivittatus (Burmese python), 1002 nucleotides long. RefSeq names its product olfactory receptor 4M1-like. The record is from RefSeq and is a predicted model, not a curated record. Lineage: Eukaryota; Metazoa; Chordata; Lepidosauria; Squamata; Pythonidae. Gene Ontology annotation, biological process: G protein-coupled receptor signaling pathway. Gene Ontology annotation, molecular function: G protein-coupled receptor activity; olfactory receptor activity. Gene Ontology annotation, cellular component: membrane.
AUGAAGAGUGGAACAAGAGUGAUUGAAUCUAUAAUGGUAGAGUCACCAUCUGCCUCAGCUCACCCACCAUCUACAGGAGUGAGGAACAGUUCCUAUGUGACUGAGUUCAUCCUGACAGGUCUGUCCCAUGAACGUGGCAUCCAACUCUUUCUCUUUGCUCUCUUUCUCAUGUUUUACCUCAUUGUCUUACCAAGCAAUGUGCUGAUCAUUAUUACCAUCCGAGGAGACCCACACCUCAACUCCCCAAUGUAUUUCCUAUUAGCCAACCUGGCUUUUUUGGACAUCUGGUAUUCAUCCAUCACUGCUCCCAAGAUGCUGGUUGAUUUCUUUGCCAAGCGCAAGGUCAUUUCUUUUGGGGGCUGCAUUGCUCAACUUUUCUUCCUCCAUUUUGUGGGGGCUGCAGAGAUGUUUCUGCUCACUGUCAUGGCUUAUGACCGCUAUGUUGCCAUCUGCAGACCUUUGCACUACUCAAUCCAGAUGAGCCGGCGACUUUGCAUCAUAUUAGUGAUGGCUUCCUGGGCUGGAGGUUUUAUCCAUUCCCUCCUUCAGGUGGUGCUGAUUGUCCGCCUCCCAUUCUGUGGGCCCAAUGAAUUAGACAAUUAUUUCUGUGAUAUCACCCAAGUACUGAGGAUCACCUGCACUGAUUCCUUCACUGAGGAGAUGGUCAUGAUCUUCAGCAGCGGCCUGAUUUCUGUGGUCUGCUUUGUGGCUCUCUUGGUCUCCUAUGCCUUCUUGCUCACCAUGCUAAAGAAGAAUGUGGGUGAAUCAGCUAGCAAGGCCCUCUCCACCUGCUAUUCUCACAUCACCAUUGUCAUUUUCAUGUUUGGUCCUGCUAUCUACAUCUAUGCCCGUCCUUUUGAUGAAUAUGCACCUGAUAAAGUGGUCUCUGUCUUCCAUACCAUCAUUUUCCCUCUCCUAAACCCCAUCAUUUAUACCCUCAGGAACAAGGAAAUAACUACUGCCAUGAAAAAGGUGGUUCAGAGGUGCCUCCUCUGCAAAUAA